This is a messenger RNA of Lindgomyces ingoldianus, 1198 nucleotides long. Its product is annotated as Thi4-domain-containing protein. The transcript has 5 exons. The coding region runs from base 105 to 1106 and encodes 333 amino acids. The record is from RefSeq and is a predicted model, not a curated record. Gene Ontology annotation, biological process: thiamine biosynthetic process. Lineage: Eukaryota; Fungi; Ascomycota; Dothideomycetes; Pleosporales; Lindgomycetaceae.
GUCAGUCACUAGGACACUUCUGAGUGCUCAAAUCUUCGUAUCAAACACCUCAAACCUCAAAUACUUCAAAUCCCAAUAACGAGGAGUUAAUUGAAUCGUGAAAAAUGUCUCCUCCAGCUGCGAUCCACGAAACCGUCGUUCCAGCCACCACCAAUGGCAAUGGUCUGAUGGGAAUAAAGAAAGACCUCGCGGUCAAGGCCAUGAUAAAUGGCCAAGCUAAGACGCUCGCUGAAAUGGAGAAUAAAUGGGAGUCAUUUACCUUCGCGCCUAUUCGGGAGUCUCAAGUCUCCCGUGCUAUGACUCGUCGCUACUUCAACGACCUGGACACCUACGCCGAAUCCGACAUCGUCAUCGUGGGUGCGGGUUCCUGCGGCCUCAGCGCAGCCUACAUCCUCGGAAAGCAGCGCCCAGACCUCAAGAUUGCCAUCAUUGAAGCCGGGGUGGCUCCUGGAGGCGGAGCGUGGCUUGGAGGCCAGCUUUUCAGCGCAAUGGUGAUGCGGAAGCCUGCCGAUGUGUUUCUCGCUGACCUGGGAGUUCCGUAUGAAGAUGAGGGUGACUUUGUAGUGGUUAAGCAUGCUGCGCUCUUCACUAGCACGCUCCUGUCCAGAGUUCUCUCCUACCCCAACGUAAAGCUCUUCAACGCCACCACCGUCGAAGACCUCAUCACCCGUCCCUCCCCCACUCCUACCAACCCCUCUGCCAUCUCUAUUGCCGGCGUCGUCACAAACUGGACCCUCGUCAGCAUGCACCACGAUGACCAAUCUUGCAUGGACCCCAACACCAUCAACGCCCCCCUCGUCAUCUCCACCACUGGCCACGACGGCCCGUUCGGCGCAUUCAGCGUAAAGCGGCUCGUCAGUAUGCAGCAGAUUGAGAAAUUAGGUGGCAUGCGCGGACUGGAUAUGCAGAGCGCAGAAGAUGCGAUUGUGAAGGGGACAAGGGAGGUGGUUCGAGGAUUGGUCGUGGGUGGGAUGGAGUUGAGUGAGGUGGAUGGCGCGAAUAGGAUGGGACCGACUUUUGGGGCUAUGGCGUUGAGUGGGGUUAAGGCUGCGGAGGAGGCUUUAAGGGUGUUUGAAGAGAGGAAGAUGGAGAAUGGGGGGAACUGAACUGAACUGAAACAAGCCCACUCCUGCUAGCUUAGUCCAGAUGACAGGAUUGUGGAGGGGGGAAGAAGAUAGUGGGAAAUACGUCUGUCUUU